Molecule: messenger RNA, 1109 nt
Organism: Falco peregrinus (peregrine falcon)
Lineage: Eukaryota; Metazoa; Chordata; Aves; Falconiformes; Falconidae
Product: arylsulfatase D
Molecular function (GO): arylsulfatase activity
Source: RefSeq, a predicted model, not a curated record
UUUUACCUUUUUACUUCUAAUUUCAGGAGCUGCCUAAGAAUUUUUCUAAUUUUAUGCUUGUUUCCAAGAACCCGUGUAUCAAAUCCUUCAAAACCCAAUUUUUUACUGACACUGGCUGAUGAUCUUGGUACUAGAGAUGUGGGGUGAUAUAGCAAUGAUACAAUAAGUGGGAUUUUUAUUUUUAGGACCCCAAACACUGAUGGCCUGGAAAAGGACGGAGUGAGACUUACCCAGCACAUUACUGCAGCUGCUGUCUGUACUCCAAGCAGAACAGCUUUCCUGACUAGCAGAUACCUUUUCAGAUCAGGCAUGACAUCCAGCACUCAAUAUCAAGUUCUCUUUUGGAACCAGUGUUCUGGUGGGAUCCCACUAAAUCAAACUACUUUUGCAAGAAUACCGCACCAGCAAGGUUAUUCUACAGCACUUUGCAUUUGUGGAAAAGGAAUGGGAGGCUGGGAAGGAGGGAUCCAUGUCCCAGGAACGGGAGUGUUGCCUGCAGGGACAGUUAUCAAUAUGACAAGCCUUGUGGACAUUUUCCCAACUGUAGUUCACCUGCCUGGAGGGGCAGUGCCUCAGGACAGGGUAACUGAUGGGCGCACCUUACUGCCUUUGCGCUCUGGGCAUGAGUUCAUGUUUCACUGCUGCAGUGUACUUCUGUGUGCAGUGCAGUGGCACCAAAAGGACAGUGGGACUGUAUGGAAGGCUCAUUAUGCCAGUCCAGUAUUCCAACCAGAACCCUCUGAGGCCUGUUUUGAAAGAGGAAUUUGCCCAUGUUUCAGGGAUGGUGUAACCCAUCAUGACCCUCCGCUGCUGUUUGAUCUCUUACAAGAUCCUUCUGACGUGAAUCCUCUAUCAGCUGACACUGAGCUUGACACUGUAACGAGAAUAGGAAAAGCUACAGAAGAGCAUUGCAAGACCCUGACUCCAGUCGCACAACAGCUGUCUCCUUACAACAAUAUAUGGAAGCCAUGGCUACAGCCGUGCUGUGGCACAUUCCUGUUCUGUUGGUGUGAUGAAGAAAACCACCAAGCAGAUGACGUACUCUUAAUACCAAAAAUCACAGUACAGUUAGCUUUUAAAAAGCUGAUAGUAUUCACAUUUACAUGACU